AUGCCCGACGGACAGCGCACGUGUAUACGGGACCCGAACAAUCCAUCCGAUGAGAAAUGGUUCACAUUUGAUCAUUCGUAUUGGUCACAUGACGGAUUCAAAACCGAAAAGGACGGCUAUUUUUCACCGGAAGACAGCCGAUAUGCCGACCAGAAGCGCGUGUUUGACGAUCUUGGCAAAGGGAUUCUGGAAAACGCAUGGGCCGGUUACAAUUGUUCACUGUUUGCCUACGGACAAACAGGAAGUGGAAAGAGUUACUCGAUCGUCGGAUUCAAAGGCAACAAAGGUGAUCUUAUAGUCCUUUCCAUGAUAUCUCUGUUUCAAGGAAUUGUGCCGACGUUCUGCGAAGAACUAUUCAAAGAUAUCGAGGCAAAAAAGGAAAAUGGUAAAAAAGCCGGCUCGUACGAAGUCUUCAUUUCCAUGUUUGAAAUCUAUUGUGAAAAGAUACGAGAUCUGCUGUCAAACAAGGAACCGCCAAAAGGAGGACUCAAACUACGAGAACAUCCGAAAAGUGGAUUCUAUGUCGAAAACCUUUCAAGUGCACCGGUGAACUCGUACAAAGAGAUCGAGGCCAAAAUCGAACAAGGCACCAAGAAUCGAACGAUUGCCGCCACUAACAUGAACGCUACGAGCAGU
Ostertagia ostertagi is the source of this 636-nucleotide messenger RNA. Lineage: Eukaryota; Metazoa; Nematoda; Chromadorea; Rhabditida; Trichostrongylidae. The record is from the annotation of a GenBank genome assembly.